Molecule: messenger RNA, 1368 nt
Organism: Clonostachys byssicola
Lineage: Eukaryota; Fungi; Ascomycota; Sordariomycetes; Hypocreales; Bionectriaceae
Source: the annotation of a GenBank genome assembly
AUGUCGACGUCGAGGAUAGACUCUCGCAAGUCGCUGACGGGCAGCGACCCUGUGUUCUCUCAAUCACACACGCCGGCAUAUACGAGGUCAUACGACCCCAUCGACUACAACCACAAUCAUCCGGCCGACUACAACCACCAGCCCGUCUACGCAGAGCCCAGCCCCGACCUUCAUCCUCCUCCGCCUACGUACCCUCCGAACAACAUGAACAAUUCGAAACCAGACGAAGGAUACAAUCAAGGCUAUGCCCAUCGCCAGGGCUUGGCGCCUUCGUCGCCCCAGGCGAAGUCGGCUCCGAAGAGAUGGUGCGCCUUCAUGAGCAACAAGUGGGCUGCCAUGUUCUUUGGUGUCACGGUCCUCCAGGCUAUCAUUUGCUUGUGCUUUGAAUCCUACAUCUUUGCGAAAUUCCAGUCACAAAUCAGCCCCAAUCUUCCCAGCGUUCUGGCACCCGAAGUGAAGAAAGAAAUCGAAGCAAACAUGAAGACGAUUCCAACUUUCCUGACCCUGUUCAUCUUCGGUUUCUUGUACGAGUUCAUUAUUGUUUGGGAUGCUUUGCGCGCCAAAAACACCAUUCAGGUUAUUGGAGUGUGCUUUGCCAACCUUGCACUCGUUGUGUAUACAGCCAUCCAGGUCGAUCAGAUGAAGUGGGCGCUUGAUGAGCUGUUCAAGACUGGACAGGUGAAGGACGUUAUUAGCGCCGACAUCGUUUUCGAGUGGUUGCGACCAUCCCUCAUCGUCAUUCCGUGUAUCAUCGGAUUUGUCACUAUUCUGAUGGGCUUCAUAACAUGGAAGCUCUACCAAGAAUUUGCCUGGGACAUUCUUAAGAUCAUCGGUGCCGACUACAGAAUGAAGAAGCGAUUCCUUCACUAUCAGAUCUACAUCGCUCUUCUCAAGUUCGAUUUCUUCUUCUUCCUCGGAUUCAUCAUUCAACUCGUUGUCAUUGUUACGGAUACACAGGAUGUCGAAUUUGCCCUGACGAUCGUUACCAUUCCGAUUACCAUCCUCAUUCUUGUUGCCGCCGCAUUCUUCACCCGAAGGGAGAACAAAUGGGGAAUGGGUGGUGUCUUUAUCCUCUACAUCGGUGGUCUUACCUAUUUCAUCUAUAAGCUUGCCCGCAUUCACUCUACGGACCCCAAGUGGCAGGAGUACUACAAGACUGUUCGGAGGUCCUUGACAGCCUUUGCCGCCAUCACCAUCUUCUUCAUUCUACUCACGAUGACCAACUGCAUUGUCUGCGUGCUCAACUUCAACAAGGGUCUCAAGCAGCAUCUUCUUUCCAAGAAGAAGAAGAGUCUGGAAAGCCAAGAGGGCAAUGACGUCAACCUUAACGACGUGAAGCCACAGUCAAGCAGGAUGACAAUCGAUUAA